AAAACACUCUUUGUGUCACCUUCUUUGUGUGGAUGAUGGCAAGGCAUCAUAAAAAGGGAUAUUUAUGAGCUGCAUGUAGGUGAGCUACUUUGGAUUCUUUUUUCCAGUUUCAGUUCUCUUUCAAUGUAUACUGUAAACAGAAGAGACCCAGGAAUUCUCAUUUAAGUUAUGAGUCAAAACAAAUGAUCAGGUUACACCUGUUUGGCUUAUACUACCUUGGAAACCACUAGACUCCAUUUUCUUAUGCUUAAAGCAUUACUUCGCUCUUAGGAAAAUAAUAUAAUCAACUCAUGCUUUUUUAAAUCAUAUGAAUAAGUCACUGGAACUCUUCUUAAUCUCCACAUCAGUGUCAAGAGGAAUGAAUGAUAUUUCCCAGAGAAUGUGACGUGAGAAAAGAGCAGAGUAAAGAACUUUGAAGAAGUGAACAAAGAAAACGAUGAUGGCACAAUCCAGAAGUGAGAAUAACAGGAAGAGAAGAGAGAGUAGUGCGGAAGGUUGAAAGCAUUUUGAGAACACAAGCGCAGGAAAUAACCAAAUGUCACAGAAAAGGUAAAUGAGAUGCAAAGUGUCCAGAGAUGUGGAGUUGGAUGUUAGUACUAACUUUAGCCUGGAAAGUUAAGUACAAUGGUGAAAUUAAACUCUCAGCUGAGGAGUGACAGCUGAGGAAGUAGAAAUAAGAGGGGAGAGGGCACUGGAAGGAUAAACUGUAAAGACCUUCCUCUCACGCGCUAAAAACACGAAAAACACUGAAGCUUAAUUUAUAUACUGAGAGGAAGGGGAAAUGGAAGUUGAAGAUACAAAAUGAAGAAUAGGGGAAAUGAAUAGAUUAAGAAUGGAUGUAGAGCUGGAAUGAUUGUUUAGAGACAAGAAGAGGGAGACUUCCCCCUUCCAAACUAGGUAAAGAAGGGAAGUUGGCAUGAAUAGCAGCUCAUCUGGAGGGUAAGCGGGAAUGACUCUGUGGAAGUACAUACUGGAGAGCCUCACUUUCACUAUCAAAUCAUAGGGAAGCUCAGCUGCUGGCGUGGGACACAGGAAGGGCAGGAAAAUUGCUUAAGGGUUGGGAAGAGAGAUUAACAAGUUAGAGAGAGUAGAGACAAUGACUUCAAGAGCCUGGCAUGUAAAGGACAUCUCAAAGUACUAGGUUCACAUUGGGAUUAACGUCUAAUUCUUUCCUGAUCAGACACAACCCAUCCAUCUCUAGAAGAAAGCAAUACCCUAUAUUUUCCCAACCAUGAACUUGUUUGAAAAUGGGUGACAAGCAAAUUCCAAAUUAAAGUGGACACGGGAUCAAUGAUCACCACGGACCAGCUGUAUCAUCUCCUUGUCAUGAAAGUGAUCACAUCCUGCAGGAUUGGUAGGGAGCUUUCAACACCCAGAGCUGUUACAAUGCAGAAACUGGAGUUUUUCCAGAAUCCCUCAAAUAAGACAGAAGUGAUCAAGUAGAAAUUUAAAAAUGUGAUGAAACUGUUUUCUUUUGCAGAGUCUUGCCUUCUUCUGAGACUACACCAUGAGCUGGAUGUUCCUCAGAGACCUCUUAAGUGGAGUAAACCAAUACUCAUCUGGGGUUGGGCAGAUUUGGCUGGCUGUAGUGUUCAUCUUCCGUUUGCUGGUGUACAUUGUGGCAGCAGAGCACGUGUGGAAAGAUGAGCAGAAAGAAUUCGAGUGUAAUAUUAGACAACCUGGUUGUGAAAAUGUGUGUUUUGACUACUUCUUCCCCAUCUCCCAGGUCAGACUUUGGGCCUUGCAGCUUAUCAUGGUCUCGACACCUUCACUUCUGGUAGUUCUACAUGUAGCCUAUCAUGAGGGGAGAGAGAAAAGGCACAGAAAGAAACUCUACGUCAGCCCAGGCACAGUGGAUGGAGGCCUAUGGUGUACUUACCUUCUCAGCCUCAUUGUCAAAAUCAGUUUUGAAAUUGGCUUCCUUGUUUUAUUUUAUAAACUGUACAAUGGCUUUAGUGUUCCCUACCUUAUGAAGUGUGAUUUGAAGCCCUGUCCCAACACCGUGGACUGCUUCAUCUCCAAACCCACUGAGAAAACCAUCUUCAUUCUCUUCUUGGUCAUUACCUCAUGCUUGUGCAUUGUGUUAAAUUUCAUUGAAGUCAGUUUUUUGGUUCUCAAGUGCUUUAUUAAAUGUUUUCUCUUAAAAUAUGCUAAGAAAUUCAAGUCCUCAGUAUGUGAGAGACAGAGCCUUAGAUGUGUAGAAUGUGAUGAGACAGGGGCUCCUUCCCUACUCCAGAAUCCCCAUGCAGGCUUGGCUCUAAGCACACCACAGCAACAAGAACCAAAGAUACUUUGUGACACACAGUUGGGUCAGACAUAGAAAACCUGCAUUCCUCCUAAGCAACACAUAAACUGGGUUGGAAAACAAAGGAUAUCAGCUUUAAUGUCAUUUGGAAUUUGAAAAAAAAAUCCCAAUAUGUUUUUAGUUGUGAGCACCAGACAGAGGUCUCAUUGUUUUAUUGUAGCAUUCUCCAUCAUGUGGAUACAACUGGUUUUGAAUAGUGACUUACAAAUUACACUGAAGAACUCCAACUAACA
Molecule: messenger RNA, 2538 nt
Organism: Tupaia belangeri chinensis (Chinese tree shrew)
Lineage: Eukaryota; Metazoa; Chordata; Mammalia; Scandentia; Tupaiidae
Gene: GJB7
Product: gap junction protein beta 7
Exons: 2
Coding region: 1508-2320 (270 amino acids)
Biological process (GO): cell-cell signaling
Cellular component (GO): connexin complex
Molecular function (GO): gap junction channel activity
Source: RefSeq, a predicted model, not a curated record